AUGGAGGCGGUUGUAUUGAGAAUGUGGGAGGCGGACGUUGAGACUGAUGUUGCCGGACAGCCGGUAAAGAAGAGAACGUUCAAGAAGUUCAGCUACAGAGGCACUGAUCUCGAUGCGCUCCUCGACAUAUCUACCGAAGAACUUGUCAAGCUCUUUCCUGCUCGUCCCCGCAGAAGGUUGGCAGCUGUUUGUUUUAAGGGAAAAGGGCAUGAGAUUCCACAGGACAUGGAUCCUCAGAUUGCAGCUAUUAUUGUAUAUUGCUGGGCCAAAUGA
Messenger RNA from Striga hermonthica, 273 nucleotides. Lineage: Eukaryota; Viridiplantae; Streptophyta; Magnoliopsida; Lamiales; Orobanchaceae. The record is from the annotation of a GenBank genome assembly.